Messenger RNA from Hippocampus zosterae (dwarf seahorse), 5873 nucleotides. RefSeq names its product listerin E3 ubiquitin protein ligase 1 (gene ltn1). The record is from RefSeq and is a predicted model, not a curated record. Gene Ontology annotation, molecular function: ribosomal large subunit binding; zinc ion binding; ubiquitin protein ligase activity. Gene Ontology annotation, cellular component: RQC complex; cytosol. Lineage: Eukaryota; Metazoa; Chordata; Actinopteri; Syngnathiformes; Syngnathidae. The coding region runs from base 127 to 5421 and encodes 1764 amino acids. The transcript is spliced from 32 exons. Gene Ontology annotation, biological process: rescue of stalled cytosolic ribosome; ribosome-associated ubiquitin-dependent protein catabolic process.
AUUUUGAAAAUGUUUAAAAUCAAUCCAUUUCCGUAUCCUCACAUGUAGCAUGUCGUGUGUCAAGGUACUCUAACUUUUUCGUGGCUAUAAUAAAGAUUACCGAAUUUACAUCAUUUUCAGCACUCAAUGGGGGGCAAAAAUAAACAACGAACUAAAGGCAACGUUCGGCCGUCAAGUAGCGGCCGGGCUGCCGAGGUGUUGACCCGGGAAAGUGGCGCCAUCCCGGGGUUCGUUGGUUUCGAUACAACGGUUUCUUCGGAGUUGAGCUACGUGCCUGCUUUCCAUGGCGCUGAGGAGCUCGACACCCUUGUCGAUGCAGAAUUCAGACUCGUGCUUAGGAAACUUUCCAAAAGGGAUGUCGUCACCAGACUGAAGGCUGUGCAGGACUUUGGAUCCAUGUGUCAGGAGCGUGGCGCUGAAGAUGUUAAAGGGGUCCUUCCGUAUUGGCCUCGAAUAUACUGCAAGAUUUCGGUGGACCAUGAUCGGCGCAUCAGAGAGGCCACCCAGCUGGCUCUUGAGCAGCUGGUGCUGAAGGUACGCCGCAGCUUGGCUCCCUUUCUGAAGAGCUUGAUGGGCCACUGGAUUCUGUCCCAAUGCGAUACAUACACACCGGCAGCUUCCGCUGCACGCCGAGCUUUCCAGGCCGCCUUCUCGGCCGCCAAGCAGCCGGAAGCUCUCAGCUUUUGCAAAGAUGAGAUCCUUAAUGUACUUCAAGAUAUUUUAUUAAAGGAUACUGCAGACACUCUCAGUGAUGCUCAGACCGUGACAGAGGAUGAGCGAGAAGCCAAAUAUUUGCGCAUGUUGACAAGCUCUCUUCUUGGGGUGAAGAGACUGCUCUCCCUGCUGCCCCAGAAUGACAUGGCCACCAUGGAGCACAGACUAGCUCAUCUUGUCAACCCUGCCAAGUUCUGGAAGUACAGCAGACACAAGGCACCUCAGGUAAGAGGAGCUUUCUUCGAGAUGCUAUGCGCUGUGUGCGAGUUGACGCCAAGCCUUGCGCAAAGUGAGGCACCGCGUCUCUGCCCAGCUGUUCUCCUCAGCAUCGACGACACGGACCCGCUAGUGCUACCUGCGGUGUGGGAGUCUGUUCUCCACGUAGCGUCCUCCAUAUCUGACUGCUGGACACACGUGAACCCAAAGAAGGGCUUCCUGCCAAAACUUUGGUCUCUCUUAAAAGAAGGGGGCAAAGGCAUGGCUAAAGCCCUUCAUCCCAAUUUGAUGCCAUUACUUAGCAAACUGCCUCAACAAGUCACCGACCCAGCCUUGGAGUUCCACACUACUUUCUUCACCUCACUCAUACUUGGCAUUUCCAGUGAGCGUGCAGCCAAUAGCCCCUCAGAAAGUGCCGUUAUUGUGACUGCUACCAUAGAGUGCUUGAGGUUCUGCAUUCUGUGCCAUUCAGCACAGGAGGAAGAAGAUCAGUGCAAAAUCCGGACCAUGCUUAUUUCACAGCAGCUCUUGCCGCUACUUGAAAAGGCUUUUGAGAACCCCACACUUCAGAAUGGUCCCCUGUUCCUGUUGGUCACCGAAAUGCUCGUUUCCUGGGAGAAGAGGGUAAGCGGAGAAUCUAAAGGACACAGGGAUGUCUUUCAAGGACUUGUGGCAGACUUCUGGGAGGAGCUCGGCAUUGUGUUUACCCGCCACACAGACAGCGAGGAAGCAUCUCUACAGGCUUUGGAGGGAAUCGCCGCUUUGCUGCAAGUGAUGCGCUACCCAGAAAGAGUCAACAAAAGACAUACGCUGAAGAAGUCCGUCAAGAUCAGUUUUUCUGAAUCUGAAGAUGGUGACAAGCCUGGCACGGAGGGAGGCGAGGUGGUGAAGACGGAGCUCACGUCGGCUAAUGUGUGCAGCUCUCCGCAGACGCGCCAUUUUGAGGAAGCGGUGUGCCAGCUGGUGCAACUGUGCCUGGUGCAUGUCAAUGAGAGAAGCUCCGAGAGACACCUUGUCUUCCUUUCCCUGCUGCUGCAGUCUUUUCACACAACUAAUAUCUUCACUACGUUAGUCGAGUUGGAUGAUGAAGGCAGCGAGCCGAGAGCCGAGGGGCGUGCAAACAAUCCGGCCGUGCGCUUCCUUCUGGAACGAGUGGUGCCGUGGUUGGCAGACAAAGAGCGGACAGACACGGAGCACCUCGUGGAGAUGGUCUUCAGCUCAUUGUCUUGCUGCAGCCGCCAGGAAACCACCCGCAUCCUUGACCACAUUACUGCGAUGGAACUGCAUUGUGGAAUCACUUUGCAAAUCAUCCAGAGGGCGUGUGCUGAACAAGACACGCUUGCGAAUUGUAGAGAGUGGCUCAAAGGUUCAGCUCUGGGCGAGCAUCUCCUCGCCUUGACCCAGGAGCUCUGCAAGGUCAGACCUGGCUGCUCCAGCUUUGCCUCUUCGAGCAGCCGCCACAGUUGGACCCUCAUCAGCUUGGUUCUCUCACAGCAUCACAACAAUGAACCUCUGAUCGGGGCGGCGUACAUGGAGAAGAUCUUAGAGAACCUGCAUGCAACGUUGUCUGAGACCAAAAGUCUAUCAGACGCAGGCAACAUAGAGCCUCUUGUGUCCUUCAUCUGCGACGUGGCCUCCACCUUCUUCUCGUCUGUGCAAAACUGUCUGCUCCUUCCUUCAGCCGAGGAACUGCUGUUCACCGUCUUUCAGCUCAUCGCCCAAGAUCAAACCCACACUUAUCUGUCUGACUCCCUCUUAGAUAAAUUGGGGAAGGUAUGUGUCGCCGGGGUCCAGUCACUGGUCCAGCACUCUGAGUAUGAAGUGGCACAAGGUGGUUUCCUGCACAGUGCUGCCAUCUGGGUGCAGAGCAGAUUACUCACUGCGUCUUUGGACAUCAAAAGUUUGCGAUAUUUAGUCCUGGCUGUACAGAGUGUCGUGGAGACCAUCACUUCUGUCUGCGGUCAAGACUCUGCCAUCCUUUCCCAUUUCUUUACCCACUUGAUGCCCAACAUCAAUGGAUGGGCAAAACUCAGACAGGCCUUGCCUUCACAUCACCUGUCUCCUCUGAAGUGGGUCAAGGCACCUUUGCUGGCGAGCCGUUACAGAGGAGUUUGCGAGACCUCCCGCGAGGACAUGUGGAAACUGAAAAUGGCCAAAGUCUUACCAGCCCAUUUAUGCAUAUGCGCCCUGCUUGGAAAGGUGUCUCGUGCUGCCUCACUUUCAAACUGGAACCAAAAGAAUGACAAGUGCCAACGACAGCUGCCAAACCUGAUGCACACGGUUGCCGAGCUGCUAUAUGCACUGCAGUGGUGUAAGGAGGUGGAGCAUGCCCCCACUCUUGUGUCCACCUAUCACGGCCUUCUCACUGAGUGGGAGCUAUCUGAAGGUCUGCAUGACUUGGUUGCAACCACAGAUUUGCUGGAGAUGCUCUACUCAAGAUCAGUCGAGCUUGGUGGUCUGUGGUCUCUGACGCUGGAAAAUUACAUUCGCACCCACAACCUGGCAGCCACUCACAGCGCGAGCUUGAGGAAGCUGUACGGCUCUGUGGAUAGUUUGUGCCCAAUGUCACCAAGCAAACUGAGUACGCUGCAGGUGCUCUGCCCCAUUAUGACACAGGAAGAGCGACAGAGUCUGGUUGCCCUGGCGACGGCAGGAAUCAUCAACUGGGAAGAAGAUGACAACGUGUACGGGAAUGUGGUGGUGCUGUUGUGUUGUCUGCAAGCUGACACGCAAGUGGAGGUAGAGGUGGUGCCGGCCAUCUUGUCCACUAUGAUGGAGUGGAGGAUCCAUAAAGAGGAUUGGUUCCUCUUUGGCAGUGACCUAUCCAAGGCAACUACACAAGAGCUGAACCUUACAGUGGAACUGAUGCGGUUCCUGUCCUGGCUGGUGACACGCUGUCCGACAAUUCUCGGGAAUAGCCAGUGGGAUUUCUUACUCUGUGCAAUGUUAGCCUGGUUGGAGGUGGCCAGCGAGAACGUGAGCAGCCUGUGGAAUCCAUGGGUGCAGCUGCUUGCAUGCGAAAGCGCUGCUCUGGUUGUGAACCUAAGCCGGUUCUUUGCGUCAGCCCCGCCUGAUGUCCUGGAGAAGCUUCCGUCAGAACUGGUAGCAGAAUGGCAAGAUUUUUUUGUUGACGGAAUCUACAACCUGCUCUUCCCCAUGCCUGUCAAUAUCACAGAUGCCUUCAAAGAACCCGAUGACCCCGUCUUUCCUCUGGCGGUGCUGCAGUCGUUCGGCGUGGCUCUGACCUAUGCGCCCGUGCAGCAGCUGAACCAGAACUCCCUGCCGGCAAAAUUUGUAGCAGACCAGAAGACCAACCUGCCGCAGCCUCUCCAGACGCUUCUCAACACUUUCUGUCCUCUGCUUGUCUUCAAGGCCCGCCCUCUUCAAGUCACGGUCUACCACUUGUUGGCAAAGGUCAUGCCUCAACUGCCUGAAUGUGAUGGAGAAGGAGACGGCAGCAAGUCUGAAGAUGACGGUGAUGAGCCAAACCUCUCUCCUCCGGCUGCUUUGAUGGCAGUGCUGUCAACGUGUGAGGAGUUGUGCGACAGCAUCCUGGCAGGACUUCAAGUCGGAGAGUUUGCGAUGGUCUCGCCUCACAGCGUGGAGUACUCGUGCAUCCUGGGCUACCUGCUGGCCUGGAAGCUACUUCUCACCUUUUUCAGGUCAUCGCCCUCCCAUCUGCGUGCCCAUUAUGCCCAGUAUCUUAAGAAAACCUCCUCCCUCAGCAAGCUCCUCCUUCACCUCUUCAAACUGAUGCCUGAGAAUCCUAUCUUUCCGGGCCAAUCAGCAGAAACGAGAGACACCAAAACCUACUUCACAGAGAAUCUCACUCUGGCGGUUAAUGAAAGUGAUGACAUCGAGCGGGAGCUACCCCACCUGGCGUGUAGCGUUUACUAUGACACGGUGCAGGACUUGCCCGCUAUGGUGCGGCUGUGGUGGAAUAGUCAGGAGAAACGUGUGAGUGGCACCGUGGAGAAGUUCACGACCAAAUACGUCAGUCCAGUACUCUCGGCGCAGGAGAUCUCGUCGGUCCACAGCAGCACGCAAAUGUUUGAAAGCAUGACGGUAAAAGCCCGCUCUGCCGCGCGGGAGGUGAUUGCCACCUACUCGGUGGACGAGAUUUUCAUCGAGCUGGUGAUUCAGCUGCCGCAGAGUCACCCUCUGGGCUCUGUGGUGGUCGAGAGCGGGAGGCGGGUGGGCGUCUCUGUGCAGCAGUGGAGGAACUGGAUGCUGCAGCUCAGCACCUACCUCACUCAUCAGAACGGCACCAUCAUGGAAGGCCUGGCACUGUGGAAGAACAACGUGGACAAGCGCUUUGAGGGAAUCGAGGAUUGUAUGAUUUGCUUCUCCGUUAUCCACGGCUCCAACUACUCUCUGCCUAAGAAGGCCUGUCGUACUUGCAAGAAGAAAUUCCACUCCGCGUGCUUGUACAAAUGGUUCACAUCCAGCAACAAGUCCACAUGUCCACUGUGCAGAGAGUCCUUCUUCUAAUGCACAGGCCAUGUUUCAAAACUUCAUUCGGUUAUGAUUACCGUAUUUGCUGAACCUCCUUCCUUUUGAGCCCCCUUUUGACCAAAGCAACAAUUUGUUGAAAGAUCUGUCUGGAACAUUGACACCAAUCAAUCCAGUUAAACAUGUCUUUGGGAGUGAAUGAUUUAAAUAUUGCAGAUUUAAAAGUGACUGUUGGAACGGAAUUAUUUUACAAACUGAACAAAGGCAUGCAGUGUUCAAUCGAAGGUCAUACAUGUUUUCCUAAUAUUUAGGAGUGUAAAGAAAUGUGACAUCCACGCAGGUACACCACUUCAUCGUUAGAGUAGAUUUUAAUUCCAAAAUACAACCAGACAUCACAUGUACUCAGCCUGAAUAAUGUGCGAUAAUCUCAUUGUGUCUGAUUGCAGCUGUUCAUCAUGCUGCACAAGACAAUAAAGUUGAACUGGAUUGUU